Messenger RNA from Aspergillus mulundensis, 1626 nucleotides. RefSeq names its product MFS multidrug efflux transporter. Gene Ontology annotation, cellular component: fungal-type vacuole membrane. Gene Ontology annotation, biological process: transmembrane transport; basic amino acid transport. The transcript has 2 exons. The record is from RefSeq and is a predicted model, not a curated record. Bases 1 to 1626 code for a protein of 541 amino acids. Gene Ontology annotation, molecular function: basic amino acid transmembrane transporter activity. NCBI's taxonomy places the organism in Eukaryota, Fungi, Ascomycota, Eurotiomycetes, Eurotiales, Aspergillaceae.
AUGCACACGAGCCAAGCGUCGCCGCCAAUCCGGGCGGAAACAGCCGGGGGCGAUCCCGUAUCUGAGCAGACUCCUCUUCUGGCUGGUCAGCCCCAACCGCCGGCCGAUGAGGAGCCAAGUACCAAGCGAUUGCUUGUGGUUAUGUGCGGCAUCUGGGUAGGAGUCUUCCUGGCAGCGCUUGACAUCACCAUUGUUGCUACCCUGACGGGACCGAUAUCUUCGUCCUUUAACUCCCUGUCUUUGUUCUCCUGGCUAGCAACAGCUUAUUUGGUCUCCAAUGCAGCCUGUCAGCCGCUCUCUGGUCGUUUAACCGACAUAUUUGGUCGGAAAGCAGGGUUGAUCUUUUCCAAUUUGGUGUUCGCUGCUGGUAAUCUCAUCUGUGGCCUUGCGCAACAACAAUGGACCAUAAUCUUAGGACGGGUGGUUGCCGGUAUCGGCGGUGGUGGUCUAACAGCUAUUUCAACGUUUGUGGGAUCGGAUCUGAUUCCUCUAAGGAAGCGAGGAGUCUGGCAGGGUAUCGGUAAUAUCUGCUUCGGCGUCGGGAGCGGGUUAGGCGGCGUCUUUGGUGGUUGGAUCAAUGACACGCUGGGUUGGCGGUGGGCGUUCCUGAUUCAGAUACCAUUCAUUUUGGCGUCUGCGCUCUUGGCGGCUUUAACCGUUAAGAUUCCUCCGAAGGACACACAGAAGGGCAAGCUCAAGCGCGUUGAUUUCCUUGGGGCGAUAACGCUAGUUACCGCGCUCGUUUUGCUUCUUCUAGGCCUCAACACGGGAGGUAACCAACUACCAUGGACCCACCCUCUUGUCCUCACAAGCCUCCCACUCUCUGCUGUUGUCCUGGGCAUAUUCAUCUAUAUCGAAGCGAAUGUUGCGGCCGUGCCCGUGAUUCCAGUCCGCCUCCUUAUCGACCGCACAGUAUUGUCGGCAUGUCUCACGAACUGGUUUACUACGAUGAAUGUGUACGCACUUCUGUUCUACGUACCCGUACUAUUCCAGGUUCAAGGUCUUUCCACCACGGCCUCGGGAGCGAGGUUGAUACCUCAAGCUAUCGGCACAUCCAUUGGAUCACUGGGCUCCGGUGCGCUGAUGCGCCACAGUGGCCGCUACAAAGUUUACAGCCACGUCACUAUGUUGCUUCUGGUGGUUUCAUCGGCCUUGGUCUGUACCCUGAAGCCUGAUACGCCGACGGUCCUUCCCCUGCUUUACUUUUUGCUAGGGGGAAUCGCUUAUGGAAGCAUGCUCACCAUCACUCUGAUCGCCCUGAUCUCUGCGGUCGACCAUGAACACCAUGCCGUCAUUACCUCAGCGUCAUACGCGUUCCGUAGCACUGGCAGCUCGAUCGGUAUCACCAUUGGCUCUUCCGUCUUCCAGAACAUCCUCCGAAAUGGACUCUGGUCACGCUUUGGAGACCGCGAAAAUGCACAAGAGGUAAUCUCACGCCUUCUUAACAGCCUUCAAGAGAUCUGGAAGGUGCCCGCAGAUUGGAUACCUGGCGUUCUCGAUGCGUACAUGAACUCAUUGCGCGCUACAUUCAUCACCUUGCUUGGGCUUGCUGUCCUCGGGGCUUUGGUCAGCCUGGGCAUGCGAGAACAUAUCUUGCAUUCGAAUAUAGCGCGAAGGGAUGAGUAG